AUGUCGGGAGGUGGGGUGGCCCCUUAAUAUCAAAAACAGGCUUUAAUUAGCCAUCACCAUUUCCGGGUUAGCUGCCAUUUCUGCUCUCACUGAUCAGGUGAUUCCUACAACACCUUUUCCCCAUCGAAACCCACUUAUAUCUCUCAUUGAUUCACUCUUGAUCGUCCACUGAUCGACUGAAAACGAUGUCGUUCUCGUUCUUUAAGGCCCUACGGCCUAAAACCCCUCAAGAACUCGCUAAAACAAUCAAAGAUAGCCUCAUGGGUCUCGACACCAAGACUGUUGUUGAGGUUAAGUUGCUCGAAAAGGCAUUAGAAGAAGUCGAGAAGAAUUUUAGUGCAAUGAAAGUUAUGCUUUUAGGAGACGGGGAGGUUGAACCAAAUGUGGAUCAAAUUACACAAUUGGCAGUAGAAAUAUGUAAAGAGGAUGUUAUUCCUCUUUUCUUUCACAAAUUAUCUAUACUUGGCUGGGAGGCAAGAAAAGAUUUAGUCCAAUGUUGGUCCAUACUAUUGAAGCAAAAGGUCGGAUCAACUCAUUGUUGUGUACAAUAUCUGGAGAAUCAUUUUGACUUAUUAGAUUUCCUGGUUGCAGGUUACGAUAACAAGGAAAUCGCCUUAAAUUGCGGAAACAUGCUUAGGGAAUGCAUCAAGUUUCCGACUCUUGCAAAAUAUAUGUUGGAGUCUCCAAGCUUUGAACUUUUUUUCAAGUAUGUGGAGCUUGCUAACUUCGAUGUUGCUUCGGAUGCGUUUUCCACCUUUAAGGAUGUGCUUACCAAGCAUCCGACCGAAGUAUCCGAGUUCUUAACUUCUCAUUAUGAUGAGUUCUUUGAGCAGUAUGAAAAACUCUUAACCUCUAGUAACUAUGUGACAAGAAGACAGUCUUUGAAGCUUUUGUCAGAGUUCCUUUUGGAGCCUCCAAGCUCUCAUAUAAUGAAAAAAUAUAUUGCCGAAGUUCAACAUUUCAAAGUCAUGAUGACUUUGCUAACGGAUACGAGCAAAAACAUCCAGAUCUCUGCGUUUCACAUUUUUAAGAUUUUUGUGGCUAACCCAAAUAAGCCUCGAGAAAUAAAAGUUAUAUUAGCCAAGAACCAUGAGAGAUUGCUGGAAUUGCUAAACAAUCUAUCUGCUGGAAAAGGCGGUGAUGAUGAUCAGUUUGAAGAGGAAAAGGAACUUAUUAUCAAAGAAAUAGAAAGAGUAUCUCAACUCUCAAAUCUUGAUUCUUAGAUACAGAACCAGUGAUUAUCUUUGGUCAAAAUAAUAGCCACCGCCUGCGUUUGGAUUUUUAAUCUGAUUAUAUGUGCGUCAGUUAUUGAAUAUAAAUCAAGUGAUCUUUUGACUAGUGGAACAUUAUUUAUUUGACUUUCAGCCUGAUAAGAUUUACUGUUUUGGAGGAUUGAUUGAUUAUCACAAUUAACAUGUAUGUAACUAUGAUGCAGUACCUUUUUCAGCUUAUGUGUAUUUCUUGUAGCCAUAUCAUGUCAGGCUUUGACUUUUGUGGUCAACCAAUGCAUUUUUAUCAAGAUAUAACAUAUGAAGGUAUACACA
Molecule: messenger RNA, 1544 nt
Organism: Helianthus annuus (common sunflower)
Lineage: Eukaryota; Viridiplantae; Streptophyta; Magnoliopsida; Asterales; Asteraceae
Product: calcium-binding protein 39
Exons: 12
Coding region: 186-1223 (345 amino acids)
Biological process (GO): intracellular signal transduction
Molecular function (GO): protein serine/threonine kinase activator activity
Source: RefSeq, a predicted model, not a curated record